Myotis myotis is the source of this 3138-nucleotide messenger RNA. It is a transcript of the gene TEF, whose product is annotated as TEF transcription factor, PAR bZIP family member. The coding region runs from base 99 to 1010 and encodes 303 amino acids. The record is from RefSeq and is a predicted model, not a curated record. The transcript is spliced from 4 exons. Lineage: Eukaryota; Metazoa; Chordata; Mammalia; Chiroptera; Vespertilionidae. Gene Ontology annotation, biological process: regulation of transcription by RNA polymerase II. Gene Ontology annotation, cellular component: nucleus. Gene Ontology annotation, molecular function: DNA-binding transcription factor activity, RNA polymerase II-specific; RNA polymerase II cis-regulatory region sequence-specific DNA binding.
AGCUGCCCGAGUCGGCAGCUGCGGCGGGUCGCACGGCUCCGGCCUUUCUCGGGGGGCGGGCGGGGGAGGCGAGGCGCGCGAGCGGAGCGCGGAGCACGAUGUCCAACACGGGCGGCGGAAAGAAGCCGCCUGUGGAGCCGCAGGCGGGGCCAGGCCCAGGGCCGGGGCGCGCAGCUGGGGAAAAGGGCCUGCCGGGCUCCUUCCCGCUGGUCCUGAGGAAGCUGAUGGAGAACCCCCCGCGCGAGGCGCGCCUCGAUAAGGAAAAGGGGAAGGAAAAGCUGGAGGAAGACGAGGCCGCAGCAGCCAGCACCAUGGCCGUUUCAGCCUCUCUCAUGCCACCUAUCUGGGACAAGACCAUCCCAUAUGAUGGCGAGUCCUUCCAUCUGGAGUACAUGGACCUGGACGAGUUCCUGCUGGAGAAUGGCAUCCCUGCCAGCCCCACCCACCUGGCCCAGAACCUGCUGCUGCCUGUGGCCGAGCUAGAAGGAAAGGAAUCGGCCAGCUCUUCCACAGCAUCUCCACCAUCCUCUUCCAACGCCAUCUUUCAGCCCUCUGAAACUGUGUCCAGCACAGAAUCCUCCCUGGAAAAGGAAAGGGAGACACCCAGUCCCAUUGACCCCAGCUGUGUGGAGGUGGAUGUGAACUUCAAUCCUGACCCUGCCGACUUGGUCCUCUCCAGUGUGCCAGGCGGGGAGCUCUUCAACCCUCGGAAGCACAAGUUUGCAGAGGAGGACCUGAAGCCCCAGCCUAUGAUCAAAAAGGCCAAGAAGGUCUUUGUGCCCGAUGAGCAGAAGGAUGAAAAGUACUGGACAAGACGCAAGAAGAACAAUGUGGCUGCCAAACGGUCCCGGGACGCACGGCGCCUGAAGGAGAACCAGAUCACCAUCCGGGCAGCCUUUCUGGAGAAGGAGAACACGGCCCUGCGGACGGAGGUGGCUGAGCUACGCAAGGAGGUGGGCAAGUGCAAGACCAUCGUGUCCAAGUAUGAGACCAAGUACGGGCCCUUGUAACUCAUGCCUCGCCCAGGCUGCGCUGCCUACACCCAGCCUCUGCCUGAGGGCUCCCUGAAACCCCACACACAUGUGGAGACUUAGGACUCCUCGAGGGCCAAUGGCGGCGCACCUGCUCCAGGAGUGGUCACGUUCGAGCUUCAUUAUCACAUGGUCAGCGCACGUGGCAACUUCCCUAGGGGGCCAGCCUCCUCGCUGGUGAAGCCGCGAGGGAAUCGACGUAGACGGGUGCAUCAGCCUUAGUUUCUAUUCUUGGAUGUCCCAAUUGAAUCAGAAGGGGGCCUCUGGAGGACAGCUCUCCUUUCCCAGGGGCUCAGGCUGCCCUGACUCUCCCUCGGUCUCCACAGAACGAGUCCAUCAUUGUCGCGUCUUCUCAGGUAGCAGGGUGUGUUUCCAGGUGGACUGUCCGUGGUCCACCUCACCCUCCCCAGAAAGUUUGAGAGAAGCAUCCAUUUCCAUCUCCCUCAGCAGUAGAAAGACACGCCUGCUCCUCCAUAGUUUCUGCAUGGGUACCAGCCCACCAGAGCCGGGUCUCUGCAGCCUGGGAUGGGGUUUGGGUCUGCAGCCUGCAGCCUGCAGCCGAAGUGCACCCAACCAUUCUUAGCUCUCACACCCCUUUACUCUGUGGCUCCGAGGCCUGGAAGCCCGGGAGGAGGUGCUGGCAGUCGGCUGUCUGUUUUGUCUGCUGUGAAGGAGACUCCCAGGUUGGCCAGACUCUGAGCCCUAAUCACAGUGCUGAGAGGGGCUUUUGCAUCUCCUCUUCUCCAGGUCACUUGUGGAUACCACCUGAAUCUUGUUUGUCCUCCUAGACUGGGCUUCUAGGCCUGUUUCUCUUCACCCAGUGAUCAAUCUCAGAUCUUGGAUUUAAAAGGAACACCCCCCUCAUCUACGAAGCUUAAUUUUCUGGAGACAGGAUGCACCUUCUGCAUGGUGUUCAGAAAACCAGCCUCCACAGCCCCUUACACUGCGGGCAGGGAACUGGGCCAUUUGUCUCCAUUUUGUCUUGCUCUGUUCUCCGGUGUGGGCCAGGCCAGAGGAAAGAAGAAGAGGGCUUCCCAGUUCUUGAUUCAAGAUCCCUCCCUGUGCAAGCUGCCUAGAGCCACCUGCUGGGCAGGACAGCCGGCCAGGGUCCCAGCACAACUCAUGGAACAGCCAGUUCUCGGGACAUUUAUCCACUAGAGUCCCCUCAGCUGGGUCCCUGAAGAUGUGGGCCACCCACACAAGCCUGGCCGUGGUAUGUGGAGGGGUCCUUGCAGCUGUGGCUCUACCUCACAGCUGUUUUCUCUUGUGUCUGGCUGGACUCGUCCUUUUGCUCCGCCCAGGAGACUCAUUGAGGAAAUCUGGAACACACUGUUCCUUGUGGCCAGCCGGGGCACCUGCAGAUAGGUGCAUUUAUUGGCUCAGGGCCAGGCAGCCUGUGGUUAAGAGGGGUCAGAGGUGACGAGUACAUUUUGUCAUGUUUUCCACUGGCUUUAUUUAAAGUGGUAGCUCCAAGACCCAGGCUCUGACCCCUACAAACUUUAUAUAACAUGUUAAGACCCGAGGACACCAUCCACUGGCCGUGGACCGCACCCAGGGGAACACCAUGGUCCUCUGGGGACCUACAUACCCACCUCUCCUGGGGACUUGACAAGGCUGCCUGAUGCCAAGGGAGGUCACUGACUCCCUAUAGCACCCUGACUUUUAUUUUGUGGUUCUAUAAAAACCAUGUUCACACUUUUCACUCUAUUGUAACCACAACAGGGCAGUCACAUCUGGCAUGUCAGUGUCCUGCCCUGGGCAGCUCACCCGCCCAGGCACUCGCCCUCUGGUCUGGAGACCCACCAAGAGGGCAGUUCUCAUUUUGUUAUUAGUAGAAGAGCUUCCAGUGUUAAAGCUCUUCAUUUUCUUUGGCCAGAAAGUGUAUGGUUUGUGUGUUUGUUUGUUUUUAAAAGAAUGGAGACUUAAUCUCUGAAUGGUGUCCAUGUUCUGAUCCUCAUGGGUGGGAUAAUGGCCUGACAUCUCCUCUUUGUCCCACCUUCUGCCUGUUCAGCCCUCCCCUCCUUCCCCCCAGGCAGUGGGCGGCUGGUUCCUUCCCAAAGUGCUUACUUGGAAAGAAUGUGGCUGCUGUCCUCUUCUAGAAGAGCCC